AUGUCUCAGCAACCGGUUCGAGGGGUGACCAGCCUGCGUUUCAACCAAGACCAAAGCUGCUUUAGCUGUGCCAUGGAGACAGGCGUCCGCAUCUACAACGUGGAGCCGUUGAUGGAGAAGGGACACCUGGACCACGAGCAGGUGGGCAGCUUGGGCCUGGUGGAGAUGCUGAACCGCUCCAACCUGCUGGCCCUGGUGGGCGGUGGUAGCAGUCCCAAGUUCUCCGAGAUGUCAGUGCUGGUCUGGGAUGAUGCCCGGGAGGGCAAGGACUCCACGGAUAAGCUGGUGCUGGAGUUCGCCUUCCCCAAGGCAGUGCUGGCCGUGCGCAUGCGACACGACAAAAUUGUGGUGGUGCUGAGGAACCGCAUCUACGUGUACUCCUUCCCUGGCAGUCCCCGGAAGCUGUUUGAGUUCGACACCCGGGACAACCCGGAGGGGCUCUGCGACCUCUGCCCCAGCCUGGAGAGACAGCUGCUGGUGUUCCCAGGACACAAGCGCGGGAGUCUGCAGCUCGUGGACCUGGCGAGCGCAAAGCCAGGCACUUCGUCCGCGCCGUUUACUAUCAACGCCCAUCAGAGCGACGUGGCCUGUGUGUCCCUGAACCAGCCGGGCUCCAUGGUGGCCUCGGCCUCCCAGAGGGGCACCCUUAUCCGCCUCACUGACACGCAGUCCAAGGAGAAACUGGUGGAACUGCGCCGAGGCACCGGCCCUGCCACCCUCUACUGCAUCAGCUUCAGCCACGACUCCUCCUUCCUGUGCGCCUCCAGUGACAAGGGCACGGUCCACAUCUUUGCCCUCAAGGAUCCCCGCCUCAACCGCCGCUCGGCGCUCGCUCGGGUGGGCAGAGUCGGGCCUAUGAUUGGACAGUACGUGGACUCUCAGUGGAGCCUGGCGAGUUUCACAGUGCCCGCUGAGUCAGCCUGCAUCUGCGCCUUCGGUCGCAACACUUCUAAGAAUGUCAACUCUGUCAUUGCCAUCUGUGUAGAUGGGACUUUUCACAAAUAUGUCUUCACUCCUGAUGGCAACUGCAACAGAGAGGCUUUCGACGUGUACCUUGACAUCUGUGAUGAUGAUGACUUUUAA
Molecule: messenger RNA, 1083 nt
Organism: Pipistrellus nathusii (Nathusius's pipistrelle)
Lineage: Eukaryota; Metazoa; Chordata; Mammalia; Chiroptera; Vespertilionidae
Source: the annotation of a GenBank genome assembly